AUGGACGCCGAUGCUGAGCUUGGAGAGGCGCUGGCCAUUAUGUUCACGGUGACCGCUUCUGGGCUUUUGGUCAUCAUCAUCGGCAGUGGAGUUCGUCGUCUCAGAACCCGGCGCAGCAUCUCCGCUCUUCUAUGUAGUGUUCUUGCGGCGUUCUGGGCGUGGGGCUUGAUCAGGGUAAAGAGGUUGAGCUUCUGGCUCCAGCGCAAUGGCCCCUCCGACCAAACGUUUCCGUUGAUGCCAAUACAUUUGUUCGAGAUCGUGUCAUCUCUGAUGCUGCUUUCUAAUAACACUGCUGUCUCAUAUUAG
Messenger RNA from Miscanthus lutarioriparius, 306 nucleotides. The record is from the annotation of a GenBank genome assembly. Lineage: Eukaryota; Viridiplantae; Streptophyta; Magnoliopsida; Poales; Poaceae.